AGUGGAGAUUCUGCUCUCAACGUCUACUAUUACGUUAUGAUUGUUACAUUACUAGUUAGGUGUUUACUUUCACUAUUCUUCAUUAUGUUAUGAAAAAUCCUCACCAUACUAGUCUGCGAUCAAACGGUUCAAUCCUAUCAUAUAAAUAAUCAUAGCAAUAUUUUGAUGUAUCGCUUGCGGGAGAUACUGUACUGGUCGACUGUUUUUGAAUGUUUACUUUCGAUACUAUAAAUGUAUUGUAGAGCGGGGGAUCGGAUUUGCAAUAUGCAAGGUGAGCGGGCCCAAGGAUUAUUUUGUUAGUCGUUGAAGUGAAACACAAUCAGUUCUAAAAUGCCUUGACUGUAACAGUGGUCUACAAAACAUGGUGUGGGGGAGAAUAAUUAUUAGGAUAAUUUUCGCGAUUUGUUUGAUAUUACUUGUGGUGACCGAUUACUCAGGAAUUUUACAAAAAUUAAUUGGUGGGAAUAAGUCAGAGGAUCAUCAUGUUUCACCGAGACCAACCAAUCCUGGAUACGGUGAUUCUAAGACCGAUAUAGAUAUUGACGCUGAUAUUGAAGAAGAAUCUGUCAAACAUUUAGGAAGUCAGACAACGAAGUCAAAAAUAUUGAAGACAAUUAAAAAAGCUUGUUUACCAAAAUUAAUUUGUGAGCUGACAGCAUCCACCCACAAAGAUAAAUUGACCGAUUCUGAAAAGGCACUUUUAAGUCUACUAAGAGAUACAACAAUUAGCACAACUGCUGAGUUGACGUCCAAAUAUCAUUUCGCUGCCCAUAUGGGUCAGCUAAUAAACGGAGUGGACGGAAACGGUUGCCAUAACUUUUAUCCUACCUGCCCUUUUCCAGGAUUGCAGGUUCUUCAGAUGAUGAAAAAAGUUCGAAUGCGUUGAGAUCUUACGGGAAAAGGAAGUCGUCACAUCACAUCGACAAUUUUGGAAAAAUGUUGUUCCUGUUAUGAUUGGAUUUUAUCGAUUCGUAGAUUAUCAAAUGCAAAUGGAAUACUUGCCAGGCAAUUAAAAAUAAUUUUGUCAAAAUUAAGUGCAUAGUACAAAGUGUGUAGUUCUAUAAUGAUUAUUUUUGUUUUUUCGAGGAUUUGUUAAAUUAGACAUAUAUAGACAUAUCCUUAUUUUAGAAAAAUCUAGUACCUACGCACCAGCUUUUCAUUUGAAUUCUGUGCUAUUAGAAUAUAAAUUUUAUUUUCCAUGUAUUUCAUUGUAUAAUUUCCCCUUUUCAACUAAAGAGUAUAUUCUGUAUACAACUAAAAUAGAAAAUUUUUAUCAUUUUGUUUAAAAAAAAUAAUAAUGUUUUUCACGUUAUUGUUGUCUGCUAGCCAAACCAUCUGAUUAAUAGUUUGCGGUGGAAUAUUCUUAUGCUAAUUGGCUGUAUUCCAGACUUUAUCCUUGAGAAAUGUCAACAUCAAAAAUACCACGGCGCAAGAUUUGGCGAUCUAACUGUUAACUACCUGGCGUCUGAAUGUUACCUCUCUGUCCAUUACAUUUAAUUGGGGAAGUAAACUCUCACCAUUAAAAUAUAAUGGGAAUUUUUUUUAUCCUUCUGAGACCAGACAUUUUUAUUCGAUAAGUUCUUAUAUAUUGAAAUGAAAUAUAGGUGAAAUAUCUACAGUUCUCUCGGUUUACCACCCUGUUAAAUGUUGAUACAUCAAAAAAUAGAAUUGUAUCGAAAGCUGUUUCUCUUCUGUCGAGUUUCUUUGUUUUCCGCAGAAUUUCAUUUUCCAUUCUAGAUCGACUUCUGUUAGUUCCUUCACAAAAGUCAAUUCAUAAUGAAGUUUAUUUCUAUGGAAGCAACUUACAAGAGUUUUAUGACUCGCAUGAUUUUGACAUCAAUAUUGGAUUAAUUACCUUUGUAACGAUUUAAUCUGCUUUGUUGAUAACUUUUAGAGAUAGUACCUAUGUGUCAGUAAAAUAUUACCUAUUACUAAUAAUCACGAUUUAGUUAAUUUAAAACAUGAAUCAUUAUUUAAAGUUUACAAAAUUUCUAUUGGUUUCAUUCAUAAUUGACCGUAAAUGAUGUAAUUGUUUAGGAACUCUCAAAUAUUGCACAAUAUAGAGAGAGAUUUAUCGAAAUAAGUAUGUAUGUACUAAACGUUUUUGCGCUGUAGUUUUUUAAAAUAAGGACAAGCAAUAUAAAUAUAUACAUUUGAAAAUUAUCAUCGAUCAUUGUAUUAUUUAUUGAUUCCUCUGUAAUUUGUUGAAAAACGCUUUUGAAUAUUUUUUGAUUAUUUUUGAGUUAUAUAUUUGUUUUAAAUCUUUUGUUACACACCUUUUUACCACUAAUAUAAUGGAAAGAGCAACUUGGCAACAAAUCUGAUAAUAUAGAGACUAAAAUGUGAUAAUACAUGCCUAUCUUUAUAUAUUGACUUGUAAAUAAUAAAUUUAGAAUAUA
Diorhabda carinulata is the source of this 2399-nucleotide messenger RNA. RefSeq lists its product as uncharacterized. The coding region runs from base 362 to 886 and encodes 174 amino acids. The record is from RefSeq and is a predicted model, not a curated record. The transcript is spliced from 3 exons. Lineage: Eukaryota; Metazoa; Arthropoda; Insecta; Coleoptera; Chrysomelidae.